Salvia splendens (bonfire salvia) is the source of this 938-nucleotide messenger RNA. RefSeq lists its product as uncharacterized. Bases 163 to 702 code for a protein of 179 amino acids. The record is from RefSeq and is a predicted model, not a curated record. Lineage: Eukaryota; Viridiplantae; Streptophyta; Magnoliopsida; Lamiales; Lamiaceae. The transcript has 3 exons.
GGGAGAGAAAGGGCCAUUUCACCUCUUUGCUUUCUUCACACACACACUAUAUAGAUAGCAAUCCAACUAUAUAUCAAGAACAUAUCUACACAAGCCCCAAAAAACUUUUUAUCUUUCUCUUUCUUACUAGAAAAAUCAGCCUUCAUCUUGAUCUGCAUAGCAAUGGCCUCCAAGAUUCUGUUGGUGACAGUUUUCGUGUUCGAUUUGAUUGCUUUUUCGCUUGCCGUUGCAGCCGAGCACCGCAGAUCAUCUGCAAGCGUUGCAACUGAGGCGAACGUGGAGUUUUGUGUUUAUGAUUCGGACAUAGCAACCGGCCUUGGAGUGGGCUCGUUCUUGUUCCUUAUGGUUAGCCAACUAAUUAUCAUGGCUGCGAGUAGGUGUUUAUGCGGUGGGAGGGCUCUCCAACCCGGUCGUUCUAGGGUUUGGGCGAUUUUGUUGUUCAUCUCCUGCUGGGUGGCAUUCUUCAUUGCUGAGGUGUGCUUGUUAGCUGGCUCGGUAAGAAACGCGUACCACACCAAAUACAGGACGUACUUGUCGGAAACUCCUCCCUCGUGUGAGACGUUGAGGAAGGGAGUGUUUGGAGCAGGGGCGGCAUUCAUAUUCUUCACCGCCAUACUCUCUGAACUUUUCUACAUGACCUAUUCCAAAACCGGUGACGUAUCUCUCCCUAUGAGAGGGGACACCGGAAUAAGGAUGGGAUAGAGGAGAGGUUUUCGUUCCUCUUGUUUAGACAAGCAUAUCUGAAUAAAUUUGCAGUGUUGAAUUGAGAUUUGCACAGACAAUGUAUGUUUUGUGGCAUAUACAAGAACUUUGUAGGUCUUUGUUUUGGGUAGUGGCUUGUUUUGUAAGCACAACAUUCAUGUUAUAGAGUUGAAAAUGUAAUUUUGUAGUGUUAUUGACUGCUGAAUUGUAUGUUUUCUGUUUUUUUAUGCCUUUUA